AUGGUCCUUGUGGCCGCGCAGGUCUGCCUUCUGUGCAGACUCGUGCCCAGCCGGUUCUGGCCACAGAUUGACCGAAUGACCAGUGAGAACCUGUUUACGGGGCAGUCAAAGAUCUAUACCUACAUGAGCCCCAACAAAUGCUCCGGAGUUCGGACCCCGCUUCAGGAAGAGAACUCAGUUGCACAUCACGAAGUCAAAUGCCAGGAGAAGCCAUUAACCGGAAUCUUCCGGAAACGAGAAGAGAAGAGAAAUGCUGGGAAUGCCGUCCGGAGCCCCGUGAAGGCCGAGGGACAGAUCCGAGAUGCCAGGAGAGGCCCCCUCACCCCUUUUCCAAACCAAAAAUCUGAAGCAGCAGAACCUCCAAAAACCCCAACCUCCUCCAGUGAUGCUGCCAAUGCAGCUGCCACCAAGCCCACCCCGAAGAAGCCCGUCAAGGGCAAGCAGACCCCACGGAAAAAAGCUCAAGGGAAAACGCAACAGAAUCGCAAACUCACUGACUUCUACCCCGUCCGAAGGAGCUCCAGGAAGAGCAAAGCUGAGCUGCAGUCUGAAGAGCGGAAAAGAAUCGAUGAGCUGAUUGAAAGCGGGAAGGAGGAAGGAAUGAAGAUUGACCUCAUCGAUGGCAAAGGCCGGGGCGUGAUCGCCACGAAGCAGUUCUCGCGGGGCGAGUUCGUGGUGGAGUACCACGGGGACCUCAUAGAGAUCACCGACGCCAGGAAGCGGGAGGCACUGUACGCACAAGACCCCUCCACGGGCUGCUACAUGUACUACUUCCAGUAUCUGAGCAAAACCUACUGCGUGGACGCCACACGGGAGACGAACCGCCUGGGGAGGCUCAUCAACCACAGCAAGUGUGGGAACUGCCAGACCAAACUGCACGACAUCGACGGCGUGCCUCACCUCAUCCUCAUCGCUUCCCGCGACAUCGCGGCCGGGGAGGAGCUGCUGUACGACUAUGGGGACCGGAGCAAGGCCUCCAUCGAGGCCUACCCCUGGCUGAAGCAUUAG
This is a messenger RNA of Elephantulus edwardii (Cape elephant shrew), 1008 nucleotides long. RefSeq names its product SET domain containing (lysine methyltransferase) 8 (gene KMT5A). Bases 1 to 1008 code for a protein of 335 amino acids. The record is from RefSeq and is a predicted model, not a curated record. Lineage: Eukaryota; Metazoa; Chordata; Mammalia; Macroscelidea; Macroscelididae. The transcript is spliced from 7 exons. Gene Ontology annotation, molecular function: protein binding; histone H4K20 methyltransferase activity.